Aspergillus ochraceoroseus IBT 24754 is the source of this 803-nucleotide messenger RNA. RefSeq lists its product as uncharacterized. The transcript has a single exon. The record is from RefSeq and is a predicted model, not a curated record. Bases 299 to 703 code for a protein of 134 amino acids. Lineage: Eukaryota; Fungi; Ascomycota; Eurotiomycetes; Eurotiales; Aspergillaceae.
UGGCACAGCCAUCUCUGUAAUGAACAAGUCAGGAUCAGGAAGCAUCUAACCUCCAACCAUCUCGAAUAAAGGGUGAUUGAUGAAGCAAAUAUUCCACAGAUGGUUUCUGGAGGAACACAAGGACAUGAUGUCCCGAAAAUCUUUGUAAGGGAGUCUUAAUCAAGGGAUCAACUAUAUCUACUUCGAGAAAGGGGCAGAUUCAGUCGUUUCAUCUCCGAUUCGAAGAGUAAUUAGGCAGAUCUAGAAUUAGUAGUAGUAUGAUUAUUAUCCUCACAAAGAGGCUCCAGUGGAUCGGCGGAUGGAAAAAGAAGGGAGAAAAAACCUGUCCAAUUAUUACCAAAUUUUACAACCAGAGGAAAACGAAAACAUAAAAUUUUUCUCUUCCUUUUCUCCCUCACCUUCUUCUCUUCUCGACUCCUCAACUCCUCUUCAUUCGAAGUCCUGCCGGUUGAUACGCAUUCCUCCCUUUGUCCACACGAGCUUUGAACCUUUUCCCGUUCAUUGUUCCUGGCGCCUUUCCUGCCAGCCUCGAUCCUCCUCCCCUCUCCCUCUCCCUCUCUCUCUUCCCCUUCCUCCCCUCGACUUCUUUUCUUCUCCAAUCAUAGGACUAUGCAAUAGUUUUCUAGUUUUCGUCGACUUUUUGGUUUCCCCCUUUCUUUCUUUCUUUCUUUCUUUCUUUCUUUCUUUCUUUCCCCGCCUCUAAUCAUCAGCCUUUAAUCAAUGACCCUGCCUGAGGCGUACAUUCAUCGGCUCAUUGAUUCCUCCUACCGAACCGCCCCUCGAAACAUUCCUAACGACUUCCG